AUGUACCCAAAUCCCGGACCUCCUGCUGCUUGGACGCCAAAUGCCAAUGGUCAACCGCCGCAGCAACAACCACAACAACCACACCCUCAGCAUCCCCAACAUCCUCAUCAACACCCUCAUCAACAGCAGCAACAUCAACAACCUUUGCAACACCAGCAACAUCCCCCACCUCCACCUUCCACUUCUGCCCUCCACAGCACCAGCAGCAGUGGGCGCAACCGCCUCCAACACAUCCCAACGCCCAGUAUCCUCAACAGCGUCAUCCCACUCAGGUACGUCGAGUCGCACACGCAAGCAGUCUCGCGUGACACUAACCUUUCUCCUGUUCAGAUCCCUCCCAUCAGUCAGGCAUUGCCUCAAGGAGGACCUCCGAACAUGACCACUCUCCAACCUUCUCACCCAGACCACUACCGCUCGCUGCCACCACCUCCAAUGUACGGACAUGCUCCGCCAGGUCACUACCAGCAGCCUCUGCCCUAUCCCCCUCAACCUGCACCUCGCCAAAGAACGGCUAUCGCCUGUCGCUACUGCCGGCGUCGUAAGGUAUGUUUGUCUCAGUAG
Aureobasidium vineae is the source of this 561-nucleotide messenger RNA. The record is from the annotation of a GenBank genome assembly. Lineage: Eukaryota; Fungi; Ascomycota; Dothideomycetes; Dothideales; Saccotheciaceae.